GGCACGUCCGUUCAUGACGACAAUCAGCUCAAAAAAGUGAGACUGAGAGCUCUUUUGUGUAGUUUUUCCCAAAACUUUGUUUUUCUUCCCUCUCUGCAGAUUUCUUUAAAAAAAAUGACUUCAUCCAUGACUCCAGAAGAUUCCAAAGACGACACUCCCUAUCAGGAUGAGGUCAAGUACAAGAAAUCGGACAUAAAAGACCGCGGAUCGUGGACAAAACAGAUCGACUUCUUCCUAACUCUUUGCGGGGGAUCCGUCGGCCUGGGCAAUGUCUGGAGAUUCCCUUAUCUCUGCUACAAACACGGUGGAGGGGCGUUCCUAGUGCCGUAUUUUCUGUGUGUCAUUUUGGGAGGAAUUCCAUUGCUGGUCAUCGAGAUUGGUAUUGGUCAGUUUACUGGACAGGGACCAAUCACAGCGUGGAAUAUGAUCUCACCUCUCUUCAAAGGAAUCGGGGUCGCUUGUCUGGUGGUGGAAUCCUUUCUCAACACGUACUACGUAGUGAUCAUGGCGUGGGGUCUCUACUAUCUCUUCUGGUCUUUCAGGGCCGUUCUCCCGUACUCGACCUGCGACAACGAGUGGAACACGCCCUGUUGCAUGGUAGCGAACGCCGCUGCGAAAGUCAACACGACGUCGAGUGAUAAUGUCACCGUGUACGAGUUGGCCAACGACAUGACGAAUUCAAGGAUGAAUACGAGUGUGGAGUGCGGGAACGAGACGACGUCUCCAACGGUCGAGUUUUGGAAUCGGAAGGUUCUUCAGAUUCACCUAUCCGAGGGAAUUCAUGACAUAGGCAACGUGAACUGGCAUCUUGUUCUGUGUCUCAUUCUCGCCUGGAUCUGCAUCUACCUCUGUAUCUGCAAAGGAGUGAAAUCAUCAGGAAAGGUGGUAUACUUCACCGUUCCGUUUCCAUACAUCCUGCUCACAAUCCUACUCAUACGAGCCGUGACGUUACCCAAUGCAAUCGACGGCAUUAUCUUCUAUCUCAAGCCAGAUCUCACAAAACUCAGGAAUAGUCAGGUUUGGUUGGACGCAGCUACUCAGAUCUUCUUCUCCAAUUCUCUUGGUCAGGGGGUCCUGGUUGCGUUAGGGAGCUACAAUAAGAAAACACACAACUUCGUCAGGGACACACUGCUGUAUUCUGCAAUAAACAGUGCAACCAGUUUGUAUGCUGGGUUUGUCAUCUUUGCUGUGCUUGGGUUCAUGUCGGGUGUGCAGGGGAAAGCAGUUGGUGAUGUUGCGAGCUCUGGUCCAGGUCUAGGGUUCAUAGCAUACCCCGAGGCCAUCACCCAGACACCCCUCUCGACACUAUGGGCUAUUCUCUUCUUCCUCACCCUCCUCUUCCUAGGUAUAGAUAGCCAGUUUGUAUGCGUUGAAGGGUUCAUCACAACCGUGGUCGAUCUCUAUCCCAAAACCCUGCUUCGAGGGUACCGGAGAGAGAUGUUCUGCGCAGCCGUCUGCGCAGUUUACUGCAUCCUAGCUAUCCCCGUGGUAACAAACGGAGGAAUGUAUAUCUUUCAGCUCUUUGACUACUAUUCCUGUAGUGGAUUCGUUCUGCUAUGGAUCGCUAUUUUUGAGUCCACCGUCAUCGGCUGGGUAUAUGGUGGAAGACGUUUCAUGCGUAGUGUAGCUGCUAUGACCGGCAUGGGAUGGAUAACGCGUUACAUGGUUUUCUCUUGGAUGUUUGCAACGCCAUUAUUUGCCGGUACCAUCUUCUUGUAUAGUCUUGUAUCCUACCAGCCGUUGACGUAUGAGGAUGAAUACAUCUACCCGUGGUGGGGGUAUACGAUUGGUAUCAUGAUGGCCGUAGCUUCCAUGAUCAACAUCCCCAUCUUCAUCAUCUACCAGCUCAUCUUCAAGAGUCAGGGCUCCCUGAAGCAGCGAUGGAUCGCCCUUACCACCCCAAGCGUACCAGAUUACGAGACAUCCAUGGACAAAAAAGAGGUUGAACUGCUGGAGUUUGAAGUCCGCUAAACAAUUUCAUGUGAACUGAUAUAUCUAGCUGAAUUUGUUAGAAAAUAAUGGGAUAAUUCGU
Molecule: messenger RNA, 2032 nt
Organism: Strongylocentrotus purpuratus (purple sea urchin)
Lineage: Eukaryota; Metazoa; Echinodermata; Echinoidea; Camarodonta; Strongylocentrotidae
Product: sodium- and chloride-dependent betaine transporter
Exons: 14
Coding region: 115-1971 (618 amino acids)
Biological process (GO): sodium ion transmembrane transport
Cellular component (GO): membrane
Source: RefSeq, a predicted model, not a curated record